CCCCAUUGUAGCACGACAUGUACUCUUCCAUGAUUCGGGCUACUCCUGCUUGUCCCUCUUUGUCCGGUGGCGAGGGAAGGCCACGGCAAUUAUGGCUAAUUUUGCGUUUUUUCUGCCCCUCCAAUGAAUUCUAGUUAAAUGGUGGAUCGGCGAGUGAAGACGCCAGAGAGUUUCAAUUUAACGGACAGCAGAGCGAGAGCGACGGAAGAAAGGGUACAGUUUCCUCCACCACCCCCCAAAAAAGAUGGCUAGCUAUCUCCAGUGGCAUGCUAACGUUAGCUAGCUAGCUGGCUAUCAGGCUAACGCUAGCAUCUAGUAAACAAUAUUUGCCGAAGGAGUCAUUUUGUUUAGCCUCUUUUCCUUUAUGAUGCGAUAGGUUACAUUUGUGAUAACUCACGGUUUGUGGUGUCCAUCGCAAAUUAGGUGCGAGCUAAACCCGGCAGCCACUUUUGAGUAACGUGGCUAGCUCGCAGGCUAGCCCAAGGUGGCAUCCAAGCUGUGCACAUCUGUAAGUGAUCAUGUACUCUUUAGUGUACUUCUGACAGUACAGCAGGUAGGAAGCUACCAGAUUACGUUGUUGUUUUGCAGUGAAAGACGCAACGAGUUCACUUUUUUAACCUGACGUUGAUUUGGUGACCAAAUCCCGGCGUGACAACAAGCAGAGUGUGCAGACCUGGGCCUAGAGUCACAAUCCACACCACCAAACUCGCCAUUUUGACAUGAACCCAAGCUAGAUUGGGCCCCACCACCCACAGGACGUCGUCAUUUUUCACCUUUUUCCCCCCUCUUUGCAUAUGAAACGGUGACAUCACCCACAGUAGUGUUAGCUAAUGGCUGCCGAAUCGGGGAGACUACUGGCGGGACAAGGAAAGCGAAGCAAAGCUUCACAAAUGAAGAGCCCAGAGAAGAAGAAGACGAGAAAGUCCACGUCACAGGCAGCGGGCUUCUCGCACCUCACAGAGUUUGCACCCCCUCCCACCCCUAUGGUGGACCACCUGGUGGCUUCCAACCCUUUCGACGAUGAUUUCGGACCGCCAUCUCGACCCAGUGGAGCGGGCGGACCUGGCAGCGCCCCUUUUCUUCCCAGCCCAGGUGCAGGAGGAGGAGGCGGUUAUGGAGGCGGGAGCCGAAUGGGCGGUGGCGGCGGUGGUGGUAUGGCUUUCAUGGGAGGACCAGGCAGCGGACAGCCAGGACGUAGACCGCCAUUUGGACCGCCAUCCAAUGCGGGACCUCACCACCAGUUAGGUUUUGGCGGGAUGCCUGGCUUUGGAGGUGGGGGCGGGGGUGCUGGUGGGGGAGGAGGGGGUGGAUUCCCUCCUGGUGGACCGUCUCAAUUCAAUAUGCCGCCAAAUUUCAGUCCACCUAUGCACCCAGGGUCGGGCUUUAACCCCAUGUUGUCUCCAGGGGGUAUGGGAGGUCCCGGAGGGGGAGGUCCACCUCACCCUAGAUUUGGCAUGCCUCCACAACAGCAGCAUGGACAAGGGGGACACCCAUUUAAUAGUCCACCAUUACCUGGUGGAGGAGGACCCAGAGGGCCCCCACAUGGGCCCAUGCCUCCCAUGGGUGGCAUGGGGCCCGGCCAGGGAAUGAACAUGAUGAGUGGAAUGGGUGGUGGUCCCGGAGGCAACAUGUUGGGGGGACUACCAGGCAUGCCCCCCCAAGGACAGUUCCCUCCCUCACAGGAUGGCUCCUAUCCUGGUCCGAGUCCGCCAGGCAACGAGGAUGGAAAGAAUUUUGGGGGAGCAGGAGGACCUCCACCUGGGCCUCAGCAGCAGCAGCAGCAACAACAACAACAACAACAGCAGCAGCAGCUUAACCUAAACCCCAAUGGCCCCCCUCCUCCUAAUAAUACAACCCCUGGUCCUCCUAACUCUGGUCCCCAACAGCCUGGAGGUGACUUCCCAGGUCACCCUGACAUGCAACAACCCAACGCUGGCACACCUGGCCAACCUUCCUCGGCGCAGCCACAGCCCAACUCCUCCCCCAGUGGACCCCUGAAUGGGUCAGGCCAACCCCAGCAUCCACCCCCAAAUCAGCUGCAGCCACCCAACAACGCCAACACCCCCAACUCAAACAACUCAGUCCAACAACAGCAGUCUACUCCACCAAACUCCGCCUCAGGCUCCGCUUCUCACAACCAGCAGAACAACACUCCUGGCACUGGUGGUCCCAUGCCUAAUGCCGCCCCCAAUUCAGGUCAGAACAACAUGACCAACAACAAUGGAGGCAACACCCCCGGCAGCAACCCCAACCCUCCAUCAAACUCCACUUCCACCCCAAACACCCAGUCCCCCUUACCUCCCGGCCCGUCCGCCCCCUUGGCAGGGCCCGGCUCUGGCCCGGGGAAGCUGGGCGGUCCCGGCAUGGUCUUCCCCUGCGGUUUGUGUGUGGCGGAGGUGCACGACGACCAGGACGCCAUCCUGUGCGAGGCGUCAUGCCAGCGCUGGUUCCAUCGCGACUGCACAGGUCUGACGGAGCCCGCGUACGGGCUGCUGACGCGGGAGAGCGCCGCCGUGUGGGCUUGUGACUUCUGCAUCAAAACCAAGGACAUCCAAGCCGUGUUUGUGCGUCAGGGACUGAGCCAGCUGGUGGCGGCUAAUGAGAGCUGAGGGGUCUUUGCUGGACUCGCCCUUUACGUUCACUACAACCAUCAGUUGACAUUCAUGCUUAUGUAUUAUAUAGCACUUUGAGUGAGGUAACUGCCGCCCCCCCAACUCCUCAAAACAACAACAGGAUUCAAAUUGUAAUGAAUGUUAACUGACACACUCGCUCUGACAUCUUGCUUACGCACUGACACCAACACACUACCUCACACAUACUUUGUGACUGACCCAUACCAUCGGCCAUUUAAAUUGAUGCAAACUUCAGUUAAAAAGUCAAAGUUAUCCACAAAUUGGUCCCAAGUAUUUAUUAACCAUGGCAAACAAAAUCACACACACAGUGCCUGGACUUGUCAAGGGUCUUUGCUUUAUAUAUUUCUCAUCAUUUUCUAGUGCAUCAUCUUAAAAAUGCGGUGGUACGUCCCUGUAGCAAGUGUAUCAGGGAGGGUUGUAUUUUCGCUAAGGCAGGGGUGUCCAAACUUUUUUUCAAGGGAGGGGCAAACACAGGACAGUUUAUCAUUUGCAUGAUAUUCUUCACCUUUUGUUUACUUGGUUAUUACAUGUUUGUAACCAAUGCAAUGUUUGUAAGUGAAGAUAUCCUAAGCAAGUAAAUACAAAAGAAAAACAGACUACAUCUCAGCUUUGUAACACAGGUGACAAAGCAAAUAGAGGCUGGUAAAUUUGAUGUUCAGAAUCUGCCACCUCGCACUAACAACUUGUAGGCCACAAAUGGCUUCUGGGCCCAACUUUGAGCACCUCUGCUUGAAGGUUAUGUAACAAUCCCUCGACCCGAAACAUUUUGCACCCAGUGCUGAUGAAUCCAAAGGAGAUGCGGGCUGUAUUUUCAGUCAUACCUCACAGACCUUUAAGUCAUUGUAUAUAUCAGAAAGACAUUUUGUGAACAGAGCCGACAAGUGAACAAAACGAGUUACUUCACACACAAUGGCUUUUUUUUUUAAAUACAGUACAUUCAACUGUUUUAUUUCCGUUCUCUGCAUAAGACAUGAAUUGUAAACACUUUUUUUGGAUUGGUGUUUAGUGCAAGUCGUGGCCUGUCAUGAUCAGCUGUGCAUCGUUGGGGUGAUGGGAUGGGAGGAGGGUUGCAUGUGUGAACCAAAUGCCAACACUAAAUUUGUCACAAUCCCGUCAAGGUGUUAAUUGCUGAUCCCCCUAUCUAUGUCCCCGCUUUUCCUCCACAAUUCAAUGUCCAAGUUGCCUUUCUUUUUGUCGUAUUGGUCCGUUCUUUUUAGUUUUUGUACUCGCUGUUUUUUUUUUGUUUUGUUUGUGCUGUGAUCUUGCUCUGCUCUGGCGCCUCCUGGUGGACGCUGGAGGAACCACAGGUACUGAAAUCUGAAGUAAAAGACAAGAUUCUUUUUGUA
This is a messenger RNA of Doryrhamphus excisus (bluestripe pipefish), 3979 nucleotides long. The record is from RefSeq and is a predicted model, not a curated record. Lineage: Eukaryota; Metazoa; Chordata; Actinopteri; Syngnathiformes; Syngnathidae.